Gryllus bimaculatus (two-spotted cricket) is the source of this 1995-nucleotide messenger RNA. The record is from the annotation of a GenBank genome assembly. Lineage: Eukaryota; Metazoa; Arthropoda; Insecta; Orthoptera; Gryllidae.
GCUAGAACUUCAUGCUGAACAAAUGCGUCACUGCAAUUAAUUUUACAAAUCGAUUAUGGAUGUGGAGUCAGUCGACCAACAUCGGGAGAAAGUUAUCGACCAGAACACAUCGAGCUUAACUUCGCAUGGUUCACAUCCUUGAAUUAUGGGAAUCUUAUAUUUCAAUAUCACGGCAGCUUGUAUCAUACGUAUAAUACUAGGAAAACUCUCGCCUCUGGCUUCAAUGUAAAUAGACGAUGGUCCUGGUCACAAUUGGAUCGUACACCUAAGCUUAUUCUCUGAAGUUGGUUUUCGUUUGUAAUAAAAGAAAAUCAGUUACAAGCACAUAGACAGUAAAGAGUAAAAUAUACGUGAUUAAGGUGCGCAACGGCACAGACAGUUGUGAAUUUAACUGAACGUUAAUGUUCCCAUAAAUUCGAUUGAGAUAGUUGCUUUGUGAUAACGCUAUUUUCGCGUACUAUGACUUACAUUUAGUAAUAAGAUCCAGGAAAAGUGUGCUUCACCUUUUAUGUCUAAAAAUGGCAGAAAAUAAUGCAGAAAAGCGUGUGCAAGAAACCGUACUUCGGCAAGAUGUAAUUAACACUGCUGUUAAUUUUCUUCAAAAUCCCACGGUCCAGCGAAGUUCUCUGAAACACAGACAAGCGUUCUUGAAAUCGAAAGGCCUUAGUGACGAAGAAAUACGUGUUGCGUGUGAAAGAGCGACUGCACUUUUGGCAGAAAAACAAAACUUCAGUCCUCCAGGAGUAUUAACAAAUAUACCCAAUGCAGCUGUGCCAAUUUAUACCCCCCAAGCCCAGUCAUCUUGGUCCAAAUUCAGAGAUUUUGCUAAUGCUAUAGUUCUCAUUGGUGGAGUCUCAUAUGGGAUUUAUUUGUUUUACAAGAAAUAUAUAGUUCCCUGGCUGGUAGGAGGGAAAGGCCAAAAACCUUCUCUUGAACAAUCUAUUUCUCAGUUGGAUCUUGCCAUUGCUGCUUCUAUUCAAGAGUUGCGUGAUAGUGUGAAUAAAGUUCAUGCAGAUUUGAAAACUUUACAUGAACGCCAGACACGCUCUCCUUCUGAUGGACCUGCCACUAUUAAACAAAUAGAAGAGUUGAAAAAUGAAAUUGCUUCUGUUAAGGGUCUUCUUUUAAAUAGGAGUCAAUUUGCUCCACCUGUUACAAAAUCACCAUUAACGCCUCCGUCCAUACCAGCAUGGCAACUGUCUGCUGCAGAAAGUGCAAAAGAGACUGAAGAAAGUCAAGGUGGCAAAGGAGAUGCAGAUAUCGAGGAUAUUUGCCUUAGUGGCUCAGGUUCUAGUGAGACUGAAAUGGUUACUAAUAAUGGAAGUGACAGUAGUUUGGAGAUGAUUAGAGAAUAGGUUGGGUUACAUGGAUUAUGGGUUUCAUGUGAGAACUUCAUGAAGCAGGUCACAAUUAAUGCUUCCUGAUCUCCAGUUGCACGGAACAUAUUCAUGGUCAUUGUGUUGCAUGUUUUUGUCUAGCUUUCACAUUAAAUGAACCUGCAAGAAACUGAAAUAACUGUUUGAGAUAAUGCAUCUGUGAAGUUCAAGAACUGUACAAUGAAUUUUAUUUCAGUGUGUCUCACUUGUAUCAAUUACUGAUGCAUUUUGCUGUUGCAAUAAUACAGAACUUGGGCAAUGAUUGCUUCAGAAUUCAUAUUUAAUAAUUUAGGGGACUGGAACACUAUUUUAUAAAUACAAUCUAUCAAUAUUGUAGUUACCAAUAUUAAUUUUUAGUAAAUAAUUACAAAAGACUGCUCGAAAAAUCAGUUGCAAAACUAAAUAAGAAAUCCUAUCACUUGCUUAAUUUUUUUUUUCAUGUAAUUUCUUUCUAAAGAGGUGAACCAAUGCAAUAAAUUACAUAAGGUUUUGCCUGACCUAACAAUCCUAUGGUAUUCCUCAAAACAUAUGAAAUCUUCAUGUUAGUGCAGUUCACGCUUUUGUAGGGUAAAGUUUGUGGGUUUUUCCCCCCUUUCCAACUCCCCUCAGCUUCAGUUAC